GUUUAUACCUGGACCACGUGCAGUAGUUUUUUGUUUAUCACAAAUAGUUCCAAGUUUAUAUGUGAUAAUGGUGGCUGAGCAGUUCAGUGAAUAUUAUAUAUGCAAUUUUAGCGAUGCUGUUUCGGUGGAAGAUCUGCCAGCCGAUGAGCAACUUCGGCAAUUGUGGAUUCGCCAAGAACUGUGGACUGUUCCAGAACUUCGGGAGAUUCUUCAACGAUGGCGAAAUAGCAGCAAAUCAGAUUUAAAAGAUAACCCUGCACCGCUCUUGAACGAUUUCCUACGAUUAGUUUUCGUUUUUGUUCAAAAUAACUUUACUGGACCUUUUGAUAAAAUCGAAGAAUGCAAAGCAUUGCUGGAGGAGCUGGAGUUUAAGGAUCUGGAAGCGCAAGAGAAGCUGAAAGCCAGUGGCGAAGAAUUAAAUCCAAAUGUUAAAACAGAGGAACUAUUGCUGGUGGCCAGGGAAAUCCUCCAGAAUUUGUUGGAGGUCUAUCCAGAUUCAAAGGUCCUUAAUUGGUGGCACUUACGUUUAAUCCUACUGCACCAACAUAUCCUGGAUGACCUGGCGGCGGAGCUCUAUGAGAAAUACAAAGCAGUGGCCGUAGUUCUCCAGGCUAACUUCAACCAAUUUGAGAGCAAGGAACUGCAAGCCCUGCUUUUGCUUGAGCUGGCCAAUGGCUAUCUGCAGUUCCAUCGCUCCGAAGUGGCUUCGAAGAUCUUAGAUGACUUGUGCUCGUACUUACAGGUGGAGCUGAAAGUUGAAGGUUUACUGGGAGUUCGCACCAAAUUUCAGCAGAAAGCUCUGCCACAACUUUGCCUAAAGGUGGAGCAACAAAAUCCACAGACUCUGCUGCCGGCCAUCCAGACCAAUGAGAAAACCAAGCUGCCCAAACUGCUGCUUCUAGAGGAUGAUACUCGACUGGAGAGGAUUCGCUUUAUAGAGGUCAAGGAUAACGAAGUAAUGACGUUACCCAGUGUGCUCCAAGCUCUGGUACUUGCCAAAGUGAAACAACUGAAGCGUUCACAGCCCAAAGACCGGCUGGCAGAUGAGCAACUGGAACCAUAUACCCAGACCCUUUUAUACCAAGAGCAUGGACCCUUCCAAGUUCGACAGGCAGCUCUUCUUUUAAACUGUGUGCAGGAGUCGGGCCAGCGAAGGACUGUGGAGCGAAGCUGGAAACAGUGCGAGGAUUGCGUCAAGUUUCUGGAUAACUCGGAGGAGGUUCUAUCCCUCAAAUCCCGGCUCUCCUACGGCUUUGCCGCUCACCUGCAGACCAAGUGGCAGGUGCAGUUGCAGCUCGUAGACCUCUUGCGUUCCCUGGGAAUGACCAAGACUGCCCUGGACAUCUGCCUGCGCAUUCACGCCUGGCAGCAGGUCAUCGAGUGCUACACAAGUCUGGAGCUGCGACACAAAGCGGCCGAGAUCAUCCGCCAGGAGCUGGACAAGAAACCCACAGCCCUGCUUUAUUGCCUCCUGGGCGAUGCCGUCGAUGAUCCCAAGUGCUACGAACAGGCCUGGCUGUAUUCCAAGAAGACGAGCGGAAAGGCUCAGGCCUAUUGGGGAAACUAUUUCUACAGAAGCGCCGAUUACACGCAGGCUAUGGAACACUACGAGGUGUCCUUAGAGAUCAACACGCUGCAGGAACCGAUCCUGUUGCGCUGCGGCUAUUGCGCCAUCCAGCUGGAGCGCUGGGAGUCUGCUGUUAAGUGGUACCUGGCCUACACCCACCUGGAGCCCAAUGGUUUCGAGUCCUGGAACAAUUUGGCCAAGGCCCUGAUCAAACUGGGAGACAAGCAGCGAGCCCAUCGAGUCCUGGGUGAAGCCCUAAAGUGCAACUACAGUAACUGGAAGGUGUGGGAGAACUAUAUGCUAGUUUCCGUGGACACAUCGCACUGGGAAGAUGCUAUGCGCGGAUACCAACGUCUGGCUGAGCUGAAACAGCACUACCUCGACCAGGAGGUUCUCACCCGUAUAGUGUAUGGCAUUUCAAAGGAGAACCCGGAAGGUUCAGGUCCACUGAUCAAGCGGGUGGUCAAGUUACUAGCCCAACAGUGCAUCCAGCACGGCAAUGAGCCACUGGUCUGGGAACUUGCUGCUAUAGUGGCAUCCACACCUCUGAAAAAAGCCGAGAAACUUGUGAAAUCCUACCGUGCCUACACCCCGAAGCACUUGGGCUGGGAAACUAAAUCAGAGCAUGCCCAGAAGGCUCUUGAUCUUUGUAUAGAGGUGGCCGACUUAUCAGUGGCAGCUAUUAAGGAGCACAAUGAGGAAGAAAGUGAGGUGAUGAUCACAUCCCAACUGAACUCGGCCAGGUUGGCGGGAACCUCCUGCCUGAAUGCAUUGAAAAGAGCAAUUAAUGUGGAUGUUCCUGCGGAGCAGACGACGAAAGUAGAGGAGCUGGAAAAACGGAUAGCAGAUCUGACUCUGGUGGUCCAAGAGCGGAUGAGUGCGCCUCGAUCCUAGAUACU
Messenger RNA from Drosophila bipectinata, 2466 nucleotides. RefSeq names its product tetratricopeptide repeat protein 27. The record is from RefSeq and is a predicted model, not a curated record. Gene Ontology annotation, molecular function: protein binding. NCBI's taxonomy places the organism in Eukaryota, Metazoa, Arthropoda, Insecta, Diptera, Drosophilidae.